Messenger RNA from Bathycoccus prasinos, 384 nucleotides. RefSeq lists its product with no specific name. The coding region runs from base 1 to 384 and encodes 127 amino acids. NCBI's taxonomy places the organism in Eukaryota, Viridiplantae, Chlorophyta, Mamiellophyceae, Mamiellales, Bathycoccaceae. The transcript has a single exon. The record is from RefSeq and is a predicted model, not a curated record.
AUGUCUGCAUUUGCUCAACAACAAUCCAUCGCGUUCCGCGCGAACGUCGUCGCGAAAUCUGUUUCGUCGAAGAAACAAUCGAAGAAAAUUCAACGAUGCAGUUUACGCGUCGAGGCCGCGAAGAAAUCGGUCGGGGAUUUAAGCAAAAGUGACUUGGAAGGUACGCUUAAUAACGCGCACGCCGUUGCGUUCUUCGUUUUUUCAUCUCUCUUCUUGUAUUUUUGCACGGAGAAAUGCGAUGGGCGUUUGGUUUUGCGUCUUUUCUUUUCCGUUUCCGUUCGCAUCACGCGUGUAUUCUUUUAUUUAAACGCGCGCACAUUUGCCCGCAUUAAUCAUCAUCGUCUGUUUUAUGGGGGGGAGGUCAUAUCCGAAAUGACACGAUGA